ACAGAACUCCUCCUGGCACAAGUACCUUUAACUGUGUCGCCAUUCGUUAACCUGCCAGUUGCUACAACACUGCCAUACACGUAUAAAAAACUACCAUCGACCCUGCCGCCAUCCUCAGCCGGCAUAGCUCUGGGGUCUGAAAAGAAACAGCAUGCUGUCUCAGCUUCAGGACAUGCAGUAAAUCCAACUGAAAUUCUAGAAUCUUGUAAAGCUCUAAAGACCUACGUGCAAAAAGUUAAGGAUGAUGCAGAUAGCGAGCUCAAAUCGUGGGAAGAUGGAAUUGCCGCAAGAGAUUUGGCUGAAAAGAGAAGAGUGGCCCCCGGUUGGCUUGAUAGUGAAGCUCGCAUUUUGCAUCCUGAAAGGCCUAAGCAAGAACUAAUGGAUAUGGGACAAAUAUCUAAGGAUUCAGAUCAACACGGUAGGCCAAAAAGUGAGCCACCGUCUCAAGAGGCAAAUGAACUCGACAGGGCAUUUGGUGGGCUGGACAUUCAUAAUUAA
Messenger RNA from Blumeria graminis f. sp. triticale, 498 nucleotides. Lineage: Eukaryota; Fungi; Ascomycota; Leotiomycetes; Helotiales; Erysiphaceae. The record is from the annotation of a GenBank genome assembly.